GACGAACAGAAAACCUGGGAGGAAGCUCAACAGAACUGCAGAGGAAAGAAAUCCGACUUGGCUGUAAUAGUUAAUGUAGAUGAAAAGAAAUUCAUCAAUGAUAAAAGUUGGAAAACUUCAAGUUUCACUGGCUACUGGAUUGGACUGAGAGCUGAAGCAGGGAAAUGGAAGUGGAUCGAUGGAAGUGAUCUGGCUGAAAAAUCCUGGAUGACACAACCUGCUAACAACGGCGUCUGUGCAAUUUCUGUUCCAAACCCAAGAUGGAGAUCAGCGAGCUGUGGAAACAAAAACGGUUGGAUCUGCAAAAAGGCGGCUUUAUCUGUUGAAACAGUGAGAAACCACACAUGAGAAGGUUAC
Molecule: messenger RNA, 357 nt
Organism: Scomber scombrus (Atlantic mackerel)
Lineage: Eukaryota; Metazoa; Chordata; Actinopteri; Scombriformes; Scombridae
Product: CD209 antigen-like protein C
Exons: 3
Source: RefSeq, a predicted model, not a curated record